Molecule: messenger RNA, 3971 nt
Organism: Prunus persica (peach)
Lineage: Eukaryota; Viridiplantae; Streptophyta; Magnoliopsida; Rosales; Rosaceae
Product: probable LRR receptor-like serine/threonine-protein kinase At3g47570
Exons: 6
Coding region: 274-3843 (1189 amino acids)
Biological process (GO): protein phosphorylation; hormone-mediated signaling pathway
Cellular component (GO): plasma membrane
Molecular function (GO): protein kinase activity; protein binding; ATP binding
Source: RefSeq, a predicted model, not a curated record
ACUCCUCCAUUAAAAUAAUGCCACAACAACCCAAAGCAUAUUUGAGUCAAACAUUUCGGCAUUUCCUCUUCAACUUACUCCACUUGCUGUUCCAGACCAAAUAUUCAAAGCUUUCCCACGUGAUUUGAUGCAUGUUUCCCCUUUCCUUUGACCAGUUGUUAAUACUCUUGCUCCACUUGCUGUUCCGCACCAAAUAACUCUAUCAACAAACCACAACUUUCGGCAAGAAUACUUUUUUCCUUUCUCCAAGUGAACACUCUUUUCCUUUCUCCGAUGGCAGAAAGAGUCCUCUUCAACAUUGCACAAGGGAUCAUUCAAAGGUUGGGCUCCCAUGCUUUUGAAGAGAUUGGAUUGAUUUGGGGUGUCGAAGAUGAGCUCCGAAAGCUUAAGGAAAAAGUUGCCCAACUCCAGGCUGUUCUUCUUGAUGCUGAGCAAAAACAAGCCAACAAUAAUGAAGUCAAAGUGUGGUUUGAAAGCGUAGAAGAUGCAGUUUAUGAAGCUGAUGACGUGCUCGAUGAGUUUCAUACUGAAGCCCAGUGGAGACAAAUGGUAUCUGGAAAUAAUACUGUUUCAAAGCAGCUGCAGUACAGUUCUAUAGGCACAGCAGGUGCAGCACAAACCAACAUCACCACGGACCAGUCUGCUCUUCUUGCUCUCAAAUCUCAUAUCCCUAGUGACCCUCACAACAUCUUGGUCAACUGGUCAACCACCACCUCCGUUUGCAAUUGGGUUGGAGUUACUUGUGGCGCUCGCCACCUCAGAGUUUCAGUCUUGAACCUCUCUUACAUGGGACUUUCCGGCACCAUUCCUCCACCCCUCGGCAACCUCUCAUUUCUUGUGGAGCUGGACUUAAGAAACAACAGCUUUCAUGGCACCUUGCCCAAGGAAUUGUCCUAUUUGCAUCGCCUGAAGUUUAUUAACUUCGGAUACAACAAUUUUAUGGGAUCCAUUCCAUCGUGGUUUGGGUCCUUCCCCAAACUUCAAAACUUUUCUUUGUAUGGCAAUCAGUUUUCAGGUUCCAUACCCACGACUAUUUUCAACUUAUCAACAUUGCAAUUACUUGAUCUAGGGGCUAACAAACUAUCAGGUGCAAUACCUAGAGAAAUAGGGAACUUAACAAUGUUGAAGGCGAUACGCCUUGACUCCAACAAAUUCAACGAAAUUCCACAAGAGAUCAGCUUUUUACAUCAGCUGGAGAAGUUGUAUGUGCAAUUCAAUGCCCUAAAAGGCCCUGUUCCUGUGGCUAUUUUCAACAUGUCUUCUUUGACUACGUUGACUCUAUUUAGAAACAGCUUGAGUGGUGGUCUUCCAGACAAUAUAUGGCAAUGCACAAAGCUUCUUACACUAUCACUGGGGGAAAACAAUUUCAGUGGAAGCAUACCAAAAAAUAUUGGGAACUCAACAAUGAUGAAGGAGAUAUUCCUUAACUACAAUACUUUGACUGGCACUAUACCAGACAAGAUCGGUGAUCUUCCAAAUUUAGAGAUUUUGUCAUUUGUAGGUAACAAUCUCAAUGGCCCCAUCCCAUCCUCAAUCUUCAAUAUCUCCACGAUAAGAGAAAUGUCGCUUUCUUUUAAUCACCUAUCGGGUAGCCUCCCAGCAAACAUAGGCCUUGGGCUUCCAAACCUACAACGCCUUUAUAUAGCAGCAAAUGACCUCAGUGGAGUAAUCCCCAACCUCUCCAAUGCUUCUAUGCUCGCGAGGAUAGAUUUGGGCCACAACUCAUUUACCGGGUUUCUUCCAAGCACGCUAUGUGCCUUAACAAACCUUCAGUCGCUUAGGUUACCCAAUAAUAAUUUGACGAUUGAUACUUCGACUCCAGAAGCAAACACUCUCUCUUGUUUGGCUAAUCUUGGAAAUUUGACAAGAAUAUCCAUGGCCGCUAAUCCGUUUAAUGCCAGACUUGAUGAUUCCUUUCGGAAUUGCUCUACAUCGCCGCUUCAAUAUAUUUAUUUAUACAAUUGCAACAUGAGGGGUAACAUUCCCAUUGGUAUUGGCAACUUGAGCGGCUUGAUAAACUUAAAUCUGGGAUACAAUCAAUUGAGUGGAUCAAUUCCAACUUCAUUGGGAAGACUAGGGAAUCUCCAAGCUUUGUUCUUGAAUGAUAACAAGUUGCGAGGGUACAUCCCCUACCAACUUUGUCAAUUAGAUAACCUAGCUUACUUAUAUUUGGGUAGUAAUAAGCUCUCUGGAUCUAUACCUUCCUGCUUGGGAAAUCGAACCGCGUCUCUAAGAAAUCUAUCACUGGAGUCCAAUUCGUUGAGUUCCACAAUACCAUCUACUUUUUGGAGACUUGCCUAUAUCUUGCAUGUAAACUUAUCAUCCAAUUCUCUAAUUGGACCUCUCUCACAAGAUAUUGGAAACUUGAAAGUUGUCCUAGAGGUAGAUUUAUCAAAUAACCAUUUAUCUGGUAUUAUACCAAGCACUAUUGGGGUUCUUCAGAAUUUGGCUAAUCUCUCCUUGGCAAAUAAUAAUUUAGAAGGUCCUAUUCCAAGUGCAUUUGACGGCUUGCUAAGCCUGGAACAAUUGGAUUUAUCUAGAAACAAUCUGUCUGGAGUGAUUCCCAAGUCUUUAGAAGCUCUGUCACUUCUCAAGUAUAUGGAUUUGUCUUUCAACAGGCUCCAAGGAGAAAUUCCAACUGGUGGACCCUUCCAAAACUUCUCCGCUCAAUCAUUUGUCUCAAACAAAGCACUCUGUGGUGCAGCCCGACUUCAGGUUCCACCAUGCAAAAAUGAUACACCUGAACCAAAUUGGAGGAAAGCUAAAAUUAUCAUCCCAUUGAUCAUAUCAGUAAUUCUCUUUGUGGCCUGUAUAUCUAUCUUUGUACUACGCAGGAAAAGGAAUGUGGAAGUUGCAAGAGAGGCUACCUCGUUGCCUCAACUUCUUUGGAGAAGAGUUUCACAUCUAGAACUUCUAAGGGGCACAAAUGGAUUUAAUGAAAACAACCUACUUGGAAAGGGGGGUUUUGGUUCAGUAUAUAAAGGGACACUUUCAGAUGGAAUAGAUGUUGCAGUAAAGGUUUUUAAUUUACAGCUAGAAGGGGCUUUCAAGAGUUUUGAUAGGGAAUGUGAAAUGCUAAGCAAUAUUUGUCAUCGAAACCUUAUCAAAAUCAUCAGCUGUUGCAGUGAAGUUGAUUUCAAAGCCUUGGUACUCAAAUACAUGCCUAAUGGGAGCCUUGAGAAGUGGUUGUACUCUCAAAAUUCUCUGAAUAUCUUACAUAGGUUGAACGUAAUGAUAGAUGCUGCAUCUGCACUGGAAUACCUACACCAUGGUUAUUCAAUACCUAUUGUGCACUGUGAUAUGAAGCCAAGCAAUAUACUACUGGAUGAUGAUAUGGUUGCACAUGUUGCUGAUUUUGGAAUUUCAAAACUCUUGGGUGGAGGAGAUUCUAAUACCCAAACCAUGACUCUAGCCACUGUUGGGUAUAUGGCUCCAGAGUAUGGAUUGGAAGGAAUGGUUUCAACAAGAGGGGAUGUGUACAGUUUCGGAAUUGUAGUGAUGGAAACAUUCACAAGAAGGAAGCCAACAGAUGAGAUGUUUGAUGGGGAAAUGAAUAUAAAGCAAUGGAUUGCAAACUCACUAGUAUUACCAGAUGGAAAGAUAGAUGAAGUUGUGGAUGCCAACUUGCUUGGGAUUGGGGCAGAGCAGGAAGAUGAUGAUCUUGUGAGGAAGAGGGAUUGCAUAUUAGCCAUUAUGAGAUUAGCUCUUACUUGUUGUGCAGAAUUACCAGAAGAAAGGAUAAGUAUGAAAGAAGUUGUAGCCACACUCAACAAAAUCAAGACAAAGUUUUUGAAGGAAGCUGCUGCAAGAAGAGGUGUGCUGUUAAACCGUCCUCUUGUUUAGCAACGCUUCAAUUAAUGGGUCAUAUCCUAUGACAUGUAUUUCAUGCACUUUGAUUUGAUUCAAUUUCAGUCUUUUAUUUAGACAAUGUAGAGGAAGGCAUGCCAUUUUAUUUCAGACUAAUUUUAUGG